AAUGUCAAUUGACAAAAGAAUUGAUAAUGCUGCACUUUCAGCUACUUCAAUUGUUCAAAUUUUUGAUAAUGAUACCAAUAAUAGUUCAUCAAUCAUGCAAAUUCCUGAUAUCAAUAAUUCAAUUCAAAUACAUGACAUUAUGCUUUACCUUCCAUUUCAUGUGGUGGUAUUGACAAUAUCUAAAUUAAGGAAUCGCCUAGAUCCUGAAACAUCAUGA
Messenger RNA from Entrophospora candida, 217 nucleotides. The record is from the annotation of a GenBank genome assembly. NCBI's taxonomy places the organism in Eukaryota, Fungi, Glomeromycota, Glomeromycetes, Entrophosporales, Entrophosporaceae.